Messenger RNA from Maylandia zebra (zebra mbuna), 2169 nucleotides. It is a transcript of the gene ppox, whose product is annotated as protoporphyrinogen oxidase. Gene Ontology annotation, molecular function: protoporphyrinogen oxidase activity, oxygen as acceptor. Gene Ontology annotation, biological process: heme biosynthetic process. Lineage: Eukaryota; Metazoa; Chordata; Actinopteri; Cichliformes; Cichlidae. The record is from RefSeq and is a predicted model, not a curated record. Gene Ontology annotation, cellular component: mitochondrial inner membrane.
GCACCAUUCAGCUGUUUGCCAGCUGCCAAUAAAAAUCUAAAAUCAAGAACAAGUCGGAAGCGUUAUUGUGGUCGUGAGUGGAGGCUGCGGAGCGCGGACUCGUUGCCGUGCCUCGUCUACAGUUGGCCAAUGAGAACAGUCGCUGUCCUUGGAGGAGGGAUUGGGGGUUUGGCUGCAUCCUACUACCUGUGCAAGAGCCCCCAGGUUACCAAGGUCAUCCUUCUAGAGGCAAGCAGUCGUUUUGGAGGUUGGCUGUGGUCCACUCGGAGAUCAGAUGGAGCAGUGUUUGAACAUGGACCCAGAGGGAUUCGACCUGCAGGGGCGGUGGGCUCCAACACGCUCAAUAUGGUGGAUGAUUUGGGUCUUGGAGAGGAGAUCCUGCCGGUCAGCUACAGCCACGUUGCCUCCAGAAACAGAUACCUGUAUGUUAAUGGUCAGCUGCACAAGAUGCCGUCAGGAAUCAGUGGGAUUGUGCGGACAGUCCCACCGUUCUCUCAGCCGCUGCUGCUGAGCGUCGCUGCUGAGAUCCUGGUGAAUAAAACCAAGAACGACGACGAGUCAGUCCAUUCGUUCGUUUCGAGGAGGCUAGGAAAGGAGUUAGCAGACAUAGCUGUGGACAGCUUGUGUCGGGGUGUAUUUGCAGGGGACUGCAGGAAGUUGAGUGUGCGCUCUUGUUUUCCUGUCCUCUACAACGCAGAGCAGCACAGAGGUUCCAUCGUCCUGGGAAUGCUGCUGGGCUCAGGUGAGGCUCAGGUGAUUACCCGCGGCCCUCUGGCUAAAAGAUCUAAGAAGGAGUCGUGGGCACAGUGGUCGUUGAAGAGGGGCAUGCAGUCGUUUCCAGAAGCCAUUGCAGAGAACCUACAACAGAGUGGGAGAGUGCAACUUCACAAAGAGGCUGUUGUUAAGCAGAUUGAUCCUUCAGCCUCUGGUUGGCAGGUCCGUUUGGAGGAUGGAGUCCUAUCAGCCGACCACAUCAUCUCUGCACUGCCUGCUAAAGCUCUUUCUUCAGUGCUGCCCCGCUCCUGCCAACCUCUUACCCAGCAGCUGCAGGACAUCUCCUCAGUAACAGUAGCUGUGGUCAAUCUGGAGUAUGACGGCUCCAUCUUGCCUGUAAUGGGUUUUGGUCACCUCGUCCCGUCAUCGGAGGACCGAGGGUUGCUCGGGGUGGUCUAUGACUCUGUUCCCUUCCCUCAGCACAACAGACCAGAUGGACAGACUACUAGACUGACGGUAAUGAUGGGCGGGGCUUGGUUCGAGGAGGAGUUUGGGGUUCCAGAAGCAGCAACAGCGGAGCGUCUCUUAUCAAGAGCCACUGAGGCGGUGCGCUGCCACCUCGGAGUCACUGCGGCACCCAGCUGGAGUCGAGUGAUUCUGCACAGGGACUGCAUACCUCAGUACUAUGAAGGACACUUUCAGAGAGUUGAGUCCAUGCGUGGCUUCAUAAAGAACAAUAACCUAGCCCUGUCCUUGACUGGUUCCUGUUACGAUGGUGUGUCAGUGAAUGAUGUCAUCUUCAGUGGACGGACAGCUGUGGAGGAGUUGUUGGGAACUGUAGUAUGAUGAAGCUGGUUGCUAUGAAUCAUGGGAUUCAUGUGGGCUUGAAUCUUCUACCACCUGUAAUGCCUUGAAUCAUCCAGACAUAUCUGACGUUGUUUGGAAAAAGUGCGCUCACUGAUGUCAGCUGCAGCGGUUUGAAUCUAAGAUGCAUCUGAAACUUUAUAUUUUUGCCUGUGUAACUCAAGAUUGUGUUAACACGGCUGAAUGUCACCGCGCAGCUGCUUCAGGUUGUGCAGCCUCUGUUCCCAUUGUUUUUAUUGGAUGGUCUGUGGCGACACAGAUAUGAGAACGUUUCACUUUAAAUGGCCAACUUGCCACGAUUUGCAGUUUAAGAUCUUUGUUUUUGUUUCAUUGCAUUUAUUUUGAAUGUAAUUGCUGAUAAAGAUAAGCUGAUGUAACCUGCACAUACACCAGUCGAGUUGUUACUGCAGCGCCGUCAUAAAGCUCUUCCCUCAAAAAUCAGCGUGUGCAUCCAGCCUUUAAAUUCCUGCCAUGACAGUAAGUAACAGCUUUUACUUCUCCCUGUAGAUGCUGACAGUUAACCAUGUCACAUGCUGAGGCCUUUUCAUUGAGCCAAUGUUAUUAAUAAAAACAUUCAGACGUAGGCCUGUG